AUGGAAGGUGAGCUCUCUAAAGUAUUUCUAUUAGCGACAUAUGCAAAGCCAAUAAUUGAGAAAGUCAACAUUUGCAACGCAAAGACAAAAAUGGGUAAUUCAAUCGUAUCAACUGUCUCAAAAUAUUUGACACAUGUUGUAAAUGUCAUGUUAGAUACUGGCAAAUUACUUCGUGACAUAACGGUUAUGGUUGACGAAAAACUUCAUAUUGGAGUGCAUAAACUCGAGCAUCUGCUCACGAUUAACAACGCAAUCAUGUUGAUCAAUUUGAUUAUAAUUUUCAUAAUGAUGUUCUGCAUCAUUAUGUGCUGUAUCUUUCACUAUUGUGAAUGGCCAACACCAGAAGCAGAUGUUGAUCAAGAACCACCUGCAUAUUCUAUUGAAAGUGCAACAAUGGAUGACGGAUACGAAGUUUAA
Molecule: messenger RNA, 417 nt
Organism: Adineta ricciae
Lineage: Eukaryota; Metazoa; Rotifera; Eurotatoria; Adinetida; Adinetidae
Source: the annotation of a GenBank genome assembly